This is a messenger RNA of Pocillopora damicornis (cauliflower coral), 1218 nucleotides long. RefSeq lists its product as uncharacterized. The record is from RefSeq and is a predicted model, not a curated record. NCBI's taxonomy places the organism in Eukaryota, Metazoa, Cnidaria, Anthozoa, Scleractinia, Pocilloporidae. Gene Ontology annotation, molecular function: oxidoreductase activity.
UCUACAUUUUUGUUGCUGUUUUUUUUCCUUAGUUUUUAUCUCUGGUUUCGAUGUUGUUUUUGAGUACCACGCAAAACAGGCUCUGACAAAAUUUUAUCGAUGUAGAUAUCUGCUCAUGUAUAUUCAUUCAGUUUUGUUCGGUUAUUAGCUUGCAGACAUGGAAGUACCGCUUAUAACAAUUGUGGAGAAAAAUGUAAGUGUCACUUCGGCAGUUUGAUCAACUGCAUUCGAAUAAGGAAAGAAUUCACAGCCAUGUCAUUGGAAGAACGUAGGCGCUAUAUCAGCGCUAUAAAAAGAGCUUCAACUGACCAGCGAUUUAGAAGAGAUUACGAAAACCUGAUCAAUAUGCAUCAAAGGCUUUUUUUCGAGUUAAUCCAUGAGGCACAGCAGUUUCUUCCUUGGCAUCGCUGGUUCAUACUCCAAUACGAAAAUCUUCUUCGGAGGGUCGAUUGUAAGGUUACUGUUGCCUUCUGGGAUUGGAGUCUUGAUUCCAACCCAUGGGACGCAUCAAACGAGCAGGAACUUUGGCACAGUGGUGACUCUGGGUUUGGUGGGAAUGGCCGGAGAGGCUGUGUGCAGGAUGGACCUUUCAGACAGGGUGUUUGGUCUGCCGUGUCACCUACUGGACAGAAGUGCUUAAACCGCGAAUUUAGGGGUAUUCCUCCCGACGCAGUCGCAGUGCGAGAAGUUAUUCUUCAGAAUAAUUUCGUGAACUUUGAAAGACAACUCAGGGUUAACCUCCACGACCAAGUGCAUUGUCUGAUUGGAGGUACCAUGUGCUCAAUUGAGUCUGCAUCUGCUCCGGAGUUCUUCCUUCAUCACGGUUUCAUCGAUAAAAUCUGGGAUGACAGGCAAAAGAGGACCAGGAACUACGCAUGGCGACAAGAAUCGCUGAUGGGUAGCGGAGGAGUCCAAGCCACAGCGGUGACCAAUCUCUCUCAACAACCAGGAGGCGUACGAGUUGAGUAUGAGGCGUCCCAGAGGGAAAACAGAAUAAUGAGUCGACUAAAAGGCAAGAGUAUCGAGCAAUUGCAUAACACAAAACGCAAGUCGUUUACUAACCUCCUGGAAGCGUCGCUCCGUCUGUUCCAAGUAAGCGCAGAAGAAGCCAAAAAGGUAAAGGAAGACGAGAAGAUACUUCAGCCUGUGAGUGCUGGUUAGGAAGAAGAGGUGGUAACAGCCAGAUCAAUGAAACAUCGUACUUAGAACACAACUUUA